Molecule: messenger RNA, 2465 nt
Organism: Rattus rattus (black rat)
Lineage: Eukaryota; Metazoa; Chordata; Mammalia; Rodentia; Muridae
Gene: Med17
Product: mediator complex subunit 17
Exons: 12
Coding region: 148-2097 (649 amino acids)
Biological process (GO): regulation of transcription by RNA polymerase II
Cellular component (GO): mediator complex; core mediator complex
Molecular function (GO): transcription coregulator activity
Source: RefSeq, a predicted model, not a curated record
CGCUGCGCGGAGGAUUGUGGGACAGCGGUGGGUGGUUGGCUUCCGCCCGGUCCGCCGCGUCGGGCUUUCGGGGAGAUUGGUGUCCAGCCUUCCGUGUCCGUGCUCGUUUCUGAGUCUCUGGCAAGUCACCCGCAGGCUGCCGCCAGGAUGUCGGGCGUGCGAGCUGUGCGCAUCAGCAUCGAGUCGGCCUGCGAGAAGCAGGUGCAGGAGGUGGGCCUUGAUGGCACCGAGACGUACCUGCAGCCGCUGUCUAUGUCGCAGAACCUGGCGCGUCUGGCGCAGCGCAUCGACUUCAGCCAGGGCUCCGGCUCCGAGGAGGAGGAGGCGGCGGGGCCUGACGGCGACGCGCCGGACUGGGCGGGCGCGGGGGCCGACCAGGACGACGAAGAGGGGUUGGUAAAAUUCCAACCUUCUCUGUGGCCUUGGGACUCUGUGAGGAACAAUUUGCGAAGUGCCCUUACAGAGAUGUGUGUUCUCUAUGAUGUCCUCAGUAUUGUCAGGGACAAAAAGUUCAUGACUCUGGACCCCGUCUCUCAGGAUGCGCUUCCUCCCAAACAGAGCCCGCAGACGCUGCAGCUGAUCUCUAAGAAGAAGUCCCUUGCUGGAGCAGCUCAGAUCCUACUGAAGGGGGCGGAAAGACUGACCAAGUCGGUGACUGAGAACCAGGAAAACAAGCUUCAGCGAGACUUCAAUUCUGAGCUCUUGAGACUACGGCAACACUGGAAACUGAGGAAGGUGGGAGACAAGAUCCUGGGUGACCUAAGCUACAGAAGUGCAGGCUCUCUUUUUCCCCACCAUGGUACCUUUGAAGUGAUAAAGAAUACAGACAUUGACUUGGAUAAAAAGAUACCAGAAGAUUACUGUCCUCUAGAUGUCCAGAUUCCUAGUGACUUAGAGGGGUCUGCAUAUAUCAAGGUUUCUAUUCAGAAACAGGCUCCAGACAUUGGUGAUCUUGGUACAGUUAACCUUUUUAAGAGACCUUUGCCCAAAUCCAAGCCAGGUUCCCCACACUGGCAGACAAAAUUAGAAGCAGCACAAAAUGUUCUUCUUUGUAAGGAAAUUUUUGCACAGCUCUCUCGGGAAGCCGUUCAGAUUAAGUCUCAGAUCCCUCACAUUGUGGUGAAAAACCAGAUCAUCUCUCAGCCCUUUCCAAGCUUGCAGUUGUCUAUUUCUCUGUGCCACUCCUCAGAUGAUAAGAAGUCCCAGAAAUGUGCCCCAGAGAAGCCUGGUCAGGAGGGUCACCUCUACGUCCUGGAGCACAACUUGCACCUGCUGAUCAGAGAGUUUCAUAAACAGACCUUGAGCUCCAUCGUGAUGCCACACCCAGCGAGUGCUCCUUUUGGGCACAAGAGAAUGAGACUCUCAGGUCCUCAAGCUUUUGAUAAGAAUGAAAUUAAUUCAAUACAGUCCACAGAAGGACUCCUAGAAAAAAUAAUUAAACAAGCAAAGCAUAUUUUUCUAAGGAGCAGAACUGCUGCGACCAUUGACAGCUUGGCAAGUCGCAUUGAGGACCCCCAGAUCCAGGCCCACUGGUCGAACAUCAACGAUGUGUAUGAGUCUAGUGUAAAAGUUUUAAUCACAUCGCAGGGUUAUGAACAGAUCUGCAAGUCCAUCCAGCUGCAGCUGAACAUUGGCGUUGAGCAGGUCCGUGUCGUGCACAGAGAUGGGCGGGUGAUCACGCUGUCUCAUCAGGAACAGGAACUACAGGACUUCCUUCUGUCUCAGAUGUCCCAGCACCAGGUGCAUGCGGUUCAGCAGCUUGCCAAGGUCAUGGGCUGGCAGGUCCUCAGCUUCAGCAAUCACGUGGGACUCGGGCCCAUAGAGAGCAUUGGCAAUGCCUCCGCCAUCACAGUGGCCUCGCCAAGUGGUGACUAUGCUAUUUCAGUUCGUAACGGACCCGAGAGUGGCAGCAAGAUCAUGGUUCAGUUUCCCCGUAACCAGUGCAAAGACCUUCCGAAAAGUGAUGUUUUACAAGAUAGCAAGUGGAGCCAUCUCCGAGGACCAUUCAAGGAGGUUCAGUGGAACAAGAUGGAGGGCCGAAACUUCGUUUAUAAAAUGGAGCUGCUUAUGUCUGCCCUGAGUCCCUGUCUCCUGUGAUUUCCUCCAGAACAAGUUCCAGAAAUUCUGACCUGCGUGUUUGCAGAUCAGUUAUAAGCACAAGGGAGCGAUGUCUUCCAUAUAAGGACUGAGCACAGACUCGUGCACUGGCGCUCCAGUCUUUCGCGGGAGUCCUGUUUAAAGGUUACAUGUUUACCCUGCGUUUGAAUUCUCUCACGUUAUAAGUGACGAGUACUUUGGAAUGGAAAAAAUGUAUGUACAGUUUUAGUAUGCAGUAUGGGGAGAUGUAAAAUAGUACAUUUUUAUACAGCUCACCUGAAAAUAUUACUAACUUAAGGGCUUGAAUUUGCUUUUUUUUAAAUUACAUCUUUAAUGUUAACAUAAACUUUGUGUUUAAAAAUCUCCAA